UUUAAGUAUGCACCUUUUAGGUCUGCAAUAUUCUUAUUAGACAAGGCCCUCUCAUAUCUAAACCCAAGCCCUCACAUCUCACCCCUCCAAAACUCACUUCUUCUCUCAGGCUUUAAAGUUUCAGAGUUCAUACUGGCUUGCUCUUCAAAUGGCUCAGAAGGUGGUGUUGAAGGUGAUGACCAUGACUGAUGAUAAGACAAAGCAGAAAGCUAUUGAGGCUGCUGCUGAUAUUUUUGGAGUUGAUUCGAUCGCGGCUGAUCUGAAGGAGCAGAAGCUGACAGUGAUAGGAGAGAUGGAUACAGUGGCAGUGGUGAAGAAAUUGAAGAAAGUUGGAAAGGUUGAUAUAAUCUCAGUUGGGCCUGCUAAAGAAGAGAAGAAAGAAGAGAAAAAGGAAGAAAAGAAAGAAGAAAAGAAAGAGGAAAAGAAGGAAGAAAAGAAAGAGGAAAAGAAAGAAGAGGCCAAAUAAACCACCAAAUUCCAGUUUCCACCAGUGAGGUUUCUCUAAAAUACUUAUAUGCCACUAUAUUAAUAUUAUAUAUAGGACUGUUAUUGAAAUAAAUUAUGGAAAAACUUCCAGAAUAAAAACUCAUGAAUGAACUCUUGUACUACCACUUUUUUACACAAGGUACAAGUGAUUAAUGCUGUCAGUUUCCUCUUGGGUUUUCAAUGGCUAAAUUUAUGAUGCACUUGUUUAUUAA
This is a messenger RNA of Cornus florida, 698 nucleotides long. Its product is annotated as heavy metal-associated isoprenylated plant protein 39. The coding region runs from base 149 to 466 and encodes 105 amino acids. The transcript is spliced from 3 exons. The record is from RefSeq and is a predicted model, not a curated record. NCBI's taxonomy places the organism in Eukaryota, Viridiplantae, Streptophyta, Magnoliopsida, Cornales, Cornaceae. Gene Ontology annotation, molecular function: metal ion binding.